AGAGAGUGAAAGAGAGCGAGCGGGGGAGGGGGGUUGUCAUCGGUUUCUCAUUCUGAGGUCUGCUGCGUUCAGGGAGCUGGGGGAAGUGGGAAAAACUCAGUUGGUCCUUUAAGAAAGUCGUGGGCUUGGAUCUGGGGACCGCUCCGAACGCUUUCUCUUUUUUCCUCCCCCCGUUACCUCCUAAUUUGGGAUUUGUUUGGGAGCUGGAGAGCACAAAGUCUGAGAGAGUUUCGCCUUGCUGAGAAAGCUCGCUUUGAUCCCGCAGAGUCAGCUUCAGAAUGUCUGAUUCCAAUGUCAAUGCGCAUUUGGAGGGAAUUAUCUCAGACUUUGAAGCACUUAAGAGGUCAUUUGAAGUGGAGGAGGACACAUCCACAAACCCAUCCCCUCUGUCCCGUAGAACGACCAAUCCUCUGCGCUCCGCCACCUCUUCUACGAGCAGCCGUUUCCAUGACAUGAGAUCGCUCAACUCCGAGUCCACCUCCAGGCACGCUUCAGAUUCCUCCUCCAACCAGAGCUCUCCAAAGUCUGGCAUGGGGCGCAUAGAGUUAUCGAGGGCCCGCAUCCCAGAGGCUGUGUCGCGCAGGACCGAGAUCUCCAUCGACAUCUCCUCCAAGCAGGUGGACAGCUCACCCAGUCCCGGUAUCACCCGCUUCGGCUUAAAGAGACCUGAGGUCUCGCUCCAGAGUAAAGCCACAGAUGGGCCUCUUUACAGAAGGGCUGAAGGUAACCACAGCAGACCCCAGGAACCUCCAACACCACCAAGGAGAGCUGACCCACCAAUAUCUGCGUCCCGGAUCCCUGAGGUGUCCCAGAGGCGAGCAGAGCCUCCCAGCCCUCUUGAGAUCUCAGCUCCUACCAGACGGGCAGAGAUGCACAUUAACAGACAGCUGGACACACCGUCUCCUGCACGGGAGUCAGAGAACAGCUUCACCUCCGCAGCCAGCAUCACUCCUAACUUCGAUGAAUACAAAACCCCUCCAGCAGUACAUGAAGCCCCACUAAGGCCUCAAGAGAGUAAGUCACAUGUGCUUUAACAUUGCUAAAUUGCU
Molecule: messenger RNA, 1049 nt
Organism: Carassius auratus (goldfish)
Lineage: Eukaryota; Metazoa; Chordata; Actinopteri; Cypriniformes; Cyprinidae
Product: septin-9-like
Exons: 2
Coding region: 279-1034 (251 amino acids)
Source: RefSeq, a predicted model, not a curated record